GCCAGACUCCGGGGAGAGAAGUUUUUGCAAUAGGAUUUAAGAUCACAAAAAUCAAUGAUCAAUGAAGUGAUUGGUAUGAAAGAAAAUUAUACAAAGAACAUCAUGAACCUUUUAUAAAGAAAUCUCUAAAUGGGAAAUAGUGGAAGAAAACAAUUAAUGUUGCCUUCAUUGGCUUUGUCGAUUCUGAAUUAUCAAAGUGACAAUCUAGAACAAAUGUGAGUUUAGAAAUGAUCUUGUAAAUAAGAAAAAAAACGCAUCGAAUGACGUAGCUAGAAAACUGGAUUAAAGCUGUGUUCAAAAAGCCUUCCGUCAAUGUAGAUCAGGAGGCGAUUACAUGUGGUUACACCGUUUCUUGGCAGAGGCAUAAUCGCCCCAUUGCAUUCGCUGUAACCUCAUGCCUCUAUUUUUCUCUUCCUUUUCCUUCCUUCUUCUCCUCCUCCUCCUACUUUUCCUACACCUCCUACCAGUGUCCCUCGCGGACGCUGGUCACUUACCUCCAGGACCCAACCCUUUGGAGCAGACACUUGAAAUCCGCGACUCCUUCCCCCCUCAAACCCAAGAUGUCAGUGGACUCAAGUUGGAUUUCUCAGUUGCCUUAGCAGAGGGUCAACAGGAAGAUGAAGGGAAAACAUAUCACUCUCUCCGGGAAGACCAGUCUCUUGUUCCUGAGCAGCCAGGGAUGCUAAAUUUAGAAGGACCCAUAAAAGUCACGGCGCUCAUCGGAGAAAAAUCCUACGUCGAGGAAGGGUACGUGGAGCUCAUAACUGAGCCCCGAGCAGCGCCCUUUUCUGCCUCAUUGUUUCCCUCAUCCUCAUCAUCAGCUUCUUUAUCAGUAGCAUCUUCGUCAUCUCCACUUCCAUUAUCAUCAUCGUCAACAUCAUCACAUAGUCCAUUGCCGUCAUCCUUUUCGCCGUCAUCGUCGCUCUUGUCUUCGACAUCUACACCAUUUAUAUCAUCGCCGUCAGAACCGACGCCCUCAUUAUCAUCGCCCUACACCUCAUCCCAUCCCAUAAAGUAUCCCUCUGCUCUCCCCUCUCCAUCUCCCUCUCCCUCUCCCUCUCCCCUCCCUCUCCCUCUCCCUAUUCCAUUCCCAUCCGGGCAGAGAGGGGAAAGACGAAGGUCUCCCUGGGAAAUGAAGAUGCAUUAUCCCCGACAUUUCUCGGUCGUCAAGGAAAUGUGUUACCGAGCAAAACUCAGCUUCCCUUCAUUACGGAAGAUGGAUGGGAAGGUUCUAACGACACCACGCGGCGAGGUUCCGCCCGGAAUAGAAAAACGAGCCCGCAUCCUGUGAAAAGACAGAGUCAAAAACAAAAUCAGCGAGUCCAUCCCGUCAAGAGACUGAUCAGAAAAAGGAACCAUCAUAAAUAUAGAAUGUCACCGCCCCUGGUAAGGCGUCAGGAGGUGCAUCGCCUGUCCAAUUUAGAGUCAAAUUCUUCGUUGGAUUUAGAUCUGAGCCAGAAUGAUAAGGAGGGGGACCAGCAACCUGAGUUUCGAGAAACUAAUACAAAAGGCAAUUGCAAAAUAAUGGGAGAAAUUGAAAGAGCAAACUCUGGCGAGUCCCCGCUGAGCGGUGAAGUGAUCGAAAAGAAACAAACAAAAGGGAAAAGGCAGAAUGACGCGGAAAUAAUCGAGUUGGUUCGAGCAGCCGACGCACCUGAUUCCCAUCUUAGCGGCGAACUCCCGGACCAAUACAAUCAAUUUGGUGAAAGGGAUAAUAAAUAUCCUGGUAUCACAAACUUAAUGAGAGACGAAAAUGGCCUUCAGCCGAGAAAUGGAACUCCGGGGACAUAUGACGAUCUCGAUUUUCCUUUCCAUUUCAACAAGAGCGAGAACUUAGUUGACGUCGAUCGGGGACGCCCUGGAAGCAAAAUACCAACAAAAACUUCUCCUCCUCCUCCUCCCCCCCUUCCUCCUCCCGCCAGAGUUCGACGAAAUGCUUUCUAUACCAGAGCGGACAUUGCCUAUGAGCCCGUGAGGAAAAACAUUUCUCCGUUAACACAGGUCAAUGCGCAUGCCCAAGAUUUAUCUCUCCAGGUUCCAUCGGUGAGACACGGUAGGGAAAAAUUUUCGUUCAUAGUGAGAAACUCGUACACCAAAGUCAAAAGAAAUUUUGAAAAUUCCCUCCCUAAAAACUUUUCGUUGAUAUUCAUCAAAAACUACCCAAAAAUUGCGGCAAACUAUCAUUCAAGAUUCCCAAAUCCUCACCAAAUCUCUCAUCAAAGUAUCAAUCCGCGGCCGCUGCCACACCAGAGUUCCCCCGAGAUGGCGGCGCUGCAUUCUCGGGGAGGCAAAAAGGGGAGCAAACCUUUGAAUUCUCACGCCACCCGCCAAUCCAUUCACGCCAGAAGUGGCGCCAAUCACGCCAGGGAUCGUUUACAUAGCAAGUCGCCUACACAACGUCAUGCUCGAAGCAGGAACAGAUCUAAAAGAAAAGUGACGGCAAUUGAAGUCUGGUCGCUGGCAGGAGACUCGGCUCUUUUGCCCUGCGACCUCAGCACCAGAUCACCUCAAGAUUCAGUCCAAAUGGUCAUGUGGCUGAAAGAGGGAAGCCACACCCCGCUCUUCAGCGUGGAUUAUCGGGAACAAGCGGGAGGUCGACCUCAGGUCUGGAGGGACAACAGCUCUUCCACAGCUUGCCGAGCUCACCUCCAUCUUGCGGGCGUGAAUGUGGGCAUGGAGGAAUGUACCCAACCUGCCACAGGUUAUGCCUACCCUAGAGAGUUCAGCUUUGGCACUGACUUCUCAGAUUACCCGGUAUUACGGGCAGGGUAUUCUGAAGACCACGUAGUAGAGGAACCCUCUUCCGAGUCCUCAGGAGGCCUAGUUCUGAGGGAUGUAGAAUUGGAAGACUCCGCCAUCUACCGGUGCAGAGUGGACUUCCUACUCACCCCCACGAGAAACGCUCGAGUUAAUCUCACAGUUGUAGUGCCACCAUCGAGUGUCGACGUUGCUUGGCUCCUGGACAAAGAGAGGAAGACAGACGUUAGUAAUGAAGCCGGACCUUUUCGGGAGGGAGAUUCACCGACCCUCGUUUGCUACACUCGCUCAGCGUGGCCUCCUCCAAGAGUAGUGUGGUAUGAAGAGGACAUGAUGAUCGAUGACUCGUUCACAGUAGAUCCGAAGAAUGAGGCGGUAGUCAACAGCAUUACUCUGAAAGGUCUCACCAGAAGCUAUCACGGUCGACGGUAUACGUGCUUUGCUGCCAACUCCAAUCUCACGAGCCCUAUCUCUUCGACCAUUGUCAUCAGCUUAGCGCUGGACGUUCUGGGCGUAAGAAUGGAUGACAUCGAGGUGCUCUCGGCCGGGAUGAGGGCGGAAGUGAAGUGUACUGUGUGGGGUUCCCACCCACGAACCAUCAUCACCUGGACACUUGGAAACACUCCACUGCCUGAAGCUAACAACUGGGUGUCUGAGGACGGCAACCGCACUGUCUCUAUGGUGAGCAUCAUUCCCGAGUCUAGCGACGACGGCACGAGUCUGAGGUGCGCUGCCCACAAUCCAGUGCUGACGGCAGAACCUUCUAGCGUCCAUCAUCUCUCCAGUCACUAUGACAUGAGACUACUCAACGUUAAUUAUCCACCCAAAGUCAACGUCACCCUUGGAAGAUCACUGGACGCAACUAACAUCAAGGAAGGCGAUGACCUCUACUUCGAAUGCUCGGCCGUUGCAAAGCCUCCUCCUCAUAAGGUUACCUGGAGCCACAAUGGCGAGGAACUGAAAUCCAAAAAUGGGAUUUUGGUGUCCAAGAUGACUCUGGUCCUCCAGCACGUGAGCCGAGCUAAUGCUGGGACAUACAUGUGCCUUGCCACUAACUCAGAGGGAACAGGCAGCUCGAAUCCCCUGCAGCUCGACGUUAAAUAUGCUCCUGUGUGUGCAUCAUCGGUUGCCUCGCAACACAGCGUGGCAAAGCAUGAGAACGCGCGCAUAUCGUGCAACGUCCUUGCAAAUCCUCCUGUCGUCGAAUUCAGCUGGGCUUUCAACAACACGGCAGAAGCUGUAACUGUUCCCCAUGACAGAUAUGUUGUCCACGACACGGAAUCGGUUGUCAAUUACACCCCAGUUACUGAACUAGACUACGGAACUCUGCUGUGCUGGGCCACCAAUAAAAUAGGUCAACAAGACCAACCUUGUGUCUUCCAAAUCAUCGCCGCAGGGAAACCUGAUCCGCCGCAUAAUUGCCGAGCGUUCGACGUCACUAUUAGCUCUCUCCAGGUGUCCUGUUUACCUGGAGAUGAUGGGGGUCUCGGACAAGCUUUUGUAUUGCAGGUCCUCGAAGCCAGUGGCGAUUUCGAACCAGUGGUGGAAGUCCGUCGAGAAUCACCGUCCUUUUCUGUUGCUAACCUGCGGCCUGCCACGGCCUACCGCCUGCUCAUCAAAGCCAGUAACGCGAAGGGGGAAUCGAGACCGGCUGAACUAAGUGCCUACACAGUGGCACUUAAUCAUCCUCAACACGAAACUCCCGCUGAGCCUACGCGUGGACGUGAAACCGGGAGUGAAGUAGCUGUGGGUGUGUUGGUGGGCGCCAUCUUGGCAUGUCUUCCGGUUGCCAUUUUGAUAACGGUCAUCGGUGUUCGAACCUGCAUGAGAGUCCGAGCUGCUCGCCGAAGGGGAAGCCAGAGUGAAGACAGUGAGAAAGACGGCCAUGAAAUAGAGGGAGGAGUCACGGGGCGACCUCUCAUCAAUAAGCAAGGUCGACCUGGGUCAGUGGGAGGAGUUUCCGCCGAAACAGGUUCAGACAUCACCACAAUUACCGGAGGGGCGGGACUCUCCUCCACUAUUGCUCCGACCCCCUCCCCGCCCCAGUCACACCAUCCUUCACAGGUACCUUCCUCGGAAGCCCCAGGGGUUCUGUAUCAAGGCGGGAGAAUCUACUCUCAAGAUCCUUCCCAUGAGUUAGGUGUCCAGGUCAUAACUGGUAGUUCUAAGCUUCAACAGAGAGCUUACGUCCCCAUGGAAACCAAGUGUCAAGGGGAGAACGAACUCCUGGAAAUCACCCUCCCUCCCCCAGCAGCGUACGACCAGGGAUACCAAUCUGCCCCACCACAAAUGUACCAACAGGUUGCUUCGUGUUACUCUCCAGCGGGGCAGAGUAGUCCACGGAUAGUAGGAACUCCAGGAUACCAACAUGUCUUUCAAGAUUACCAAGCUGGCAUGCAAGGUUGUCAUCUCCCAGCAACUGCUUCUGGUUACCCUACAGUACAGUUAAAAGGUCUACAGGCGAGUAGCCCUCAAAUAGCUUCUGUGAAUACGGGGCAGGACUUUCGCUAUCCCAAAAUAGAUUUCCAAGAAACAGCGCAUAAAGUUUCAAGUUCUGCUUCUUUUGCUACUUUACCGUUACAAAGUAAAGAUAUGAACCAAGACACUAAAGGUCAUAAUCCAGAAGGCAAAAUGUCAACAGUGUACAACCCUUUAGCACUCUUUCCCUCUAGUCCCAGUUACCAACCAAAGUGUGCGGCUAACAUUGCCUCUAGUGAACGGGCAUCUUAUAAUACAGGAUCGCUAAAGAGGCCUUUAAAACCUUCAGGACAAGACGUUCAGAGAAUACGUGAAAAUCCAAGAAAUAGGAGCGCCAGUUUAUCAGCUGACCGAUCCAAAAGAGAAAGUUCAGUUUAAUCUGAAAAUGAGUUUUUUCCACUUUCUCUUCAAAGUAAUGUAAAGUGAAAGACAGUAAGGAGUACUCUGAUCAUCUUUUUCUAAAGGAGUCGAGUAUUUUUCUAAGAAUUUGUGAUUGCAAGGUCAUGUCAAGGGUGUUGUAAGUAUUUUAGCAAAUUUUAGGUCUGUCUUUUACUUCUUUUUUAUAGAGAGAAAGACACACGAGCAUGACUGUAUCAAAGGUUAAGUAAAGGAAAAAAAGAGAAAUAAAGCCGCGAAUUAAUUUGUUCCAUUUGCAUAAACCUCCAGCAAGAACUUAUAUUUUCAAUGGGAAAAACUUUGGAAUAAAUCCUAGGUGAUCAAUCAUUUGUUACCUACUGUCAUCUGCGAGAAUGAAUCACAACCACAUGCAACAAUUACUGACUAUUGUUCAAUGCUCAGCGAAGUUAAGUUUUGAAUGAUGGCGAACUCGGUCCAGGAACUGACUGCUAGGAACAAAAAUUAUGAUACAAUUAUUCAUAUGUUAUUUUUUGGUGAUUAUGGAACGCAGAAGAAAAUCAAGUUGUUUAUUAUCGCUUGGUUAGGUAUCACAUUAUAUAUAUAUCUUCAGCAUCCGUUACAAAAACACCUCUAUAACAUUUACUAAAACUUAAUGAAGUCUCAAGUAACAAUAAAAAUAAGGAGAGUUUAUAUCUAUUAUACUAAUAUGAGGCAAAAAUCUACUGCAACAAACUUCCAAAACAUGAAUUUAGCAGAAUGUAAAUUCCAUUAGUACCCUGUAUACAAUUAAAUCCCUGAGGCUCGUGAGCCUGUCUUCUUGGCCCGACAUAGGAACAAAUUCUUAACAGUCUUUAUAAACAAUUAUACAUAAUGUUGUACAUAAUAACAUAGUUAUCAAGUUUCUACGUUUUAUAUGACAUUGCUCAUAUCAUGGAUGAUUUAAGAGAUGGUGUUUCAAAGUGUG
Molecule: messenger RNA, 6556 nt
Organism: Macrobrachium nipponense
Lineage: Eukaryota; Metazoa; Arthropoda; Malacostraca; Decapoda; Palaemonidae
Exons: 17
Coding region: 1372-5613 (1413 amino acids)
Molecular function (GO): protein binding
Source: RefSeq, a predicted model, not a curated record